UCCACACCAGCACCACUCCUCUCACCCCUCCGCAGUGCAGUCUUGUCAGUGGUCGCUCGCACUUCAUUCCAUGCGUCGCAAAGUAACUGUUGAGCCUGUGAGGUUGUGGGUCCCCCCAGGCUCUGUCGAUUGCUAAGUGUCGGAGAAUGUGGUCCUUGGCGUCCAAGGACACUGCAAGUGUUUAAAAUUAUGUGCAUCUAACUCGGAUUAACCGCAGAAGCCUCACAUCCCGCAAAUAGGGACGAGAGAGCUUGUAUGACGUUCACCUAAGCCUUCAAGAAGAACCACAUCAUGAGUCGGAGAAGCCAACCCACACUGCCAGCACUUCUGAAGAGGAAACGCCGAGACACCGACGACGGAGAGGAUACACGACCACCUGGUCCACCACCCCCAGGACAGUGGCUUGAGAAUGCCGAAUCAUCGCAAGAAUCAUCAAAUGUAGCAUCAGAACAGCAUGCUGAAGAAUUACCAGGACUGGAUCCCCCCAGUGAUGACAGUGUUGUUGUCUUAUCAAGUGACGAUAAAGAAAAUGAAUGUCCACCAAUCAAUUUUGAAAUACCAAGUGAAGAUCUGGGUUGCUUUGAAGUUCCAUCAUCUAGUGAUGAGGCAUCUUAUGAUGACUUAGGAAGUGAAAAUGAUGGUUGCACAGUUCUCAGUCCAGAACCUCCACCACAAACUUACCCCUUAACUCCCAUAGAUAAUUGCCGUACCUGGAGCAGAUUUCGGGGAUCAUUAUGUCAACCUUCAGCACCAACCUCAGAGCGAUCAUGUCCUCUUCCAACAUUCACAUGGGCUGAUGAGAAAAAUGUUUGGGAGGGAAUGUGUAUGCAAGAUGCAUUAUCAACAGAGAGGCGCAAUGCUGACAUGUUUGUCCACCACCCUCUUCUACAGCCCCGCAUGCGGUCUGUCCUUUUGGACUGGCUAAUAGAAGUAUGUGAAGUGUACAGGCUUCAUAGAGAAACAUACUACUUGGCUAUGGACUUCUUGGACCGUUACCUUGCACUUACACAACAUCUUCCCAAGACUCAAUUGCAGCUCAUAGGAAUCACAUGUCUCUUCAUUGCUGCCAAAAUGGAAGAGAUUUACCCGCCUAAGAUCGGCGAGUUCGCAUAUGUGACCGAUGGAGCUUGCUCUGAGUCUGACAUUCUAUCAAAAGAACUAGCAAUCAUGAAGUGCUUGGAAUGGCGAAUGAGUCCCUUGACAGUGAAUUAUUGGCUUAAUACUUAUAUGCAGCUGGUAAGCAGCCAUCGGAGAGUGGUAGCACGUCAGCAAAGAUCUGCUGCCAGAGAAAAACUAAAUCGACGCAUGAGCCGCUCAAGCUUAGGGGGUCUUUUUUCAUCACCUCUGCAACCCGAAGUGCAAACUGCUCAUGAAGAAAAUCUUGGAUCAUCGUUUGUUUUCCCUCAGUUUUCUGGCCUUUCUUUCUCUGAAACUGCACAGUUGUUGGAUUUGUGUACCCUAGAUGCUGGGUGCUUGCAGUUUUCAUAUUCUGUAUUAGCAACAUCAGCCUUGCACCAUACAGUGUCUAGAGAAAUUGCCUUACGCUUCUCAGGACUGCAAUGGACAGAUAUUCAAUCAUGUGUGAAAUGGAUGAAACCUUUUGCUAUGACUCUUAAAUCUGCUGGGCUUCCUCCCAGUUCAUUAACUGAUCAAAGUUCAGGCUCAACUCAUAGCUCUGGCUUGAACAAAGCUGUGCCUAAUAUAGUUACAGAUCACUCCCACAAUAUUCAAACACAUUGUGUCAAUUUGGAAAUGCUGGAAGCUGCACAAACAUAUUCCGAAAAAUUGGCACAAGAUGAUGAAGUUAAAGCUUUAGGUCUACUUACUCCCCCGUCCAGUGGUUGUAAACCCUUAGUAUCGUCACAUGGCUCAAACUUCACUUGAUAUUUGCAUAUUUUAUUUCUGAGUCUGUCUUGAGUAGCAAAUGAAAGACUGAAUCAUAUGCAAAUUUUAUAUUGUUACUCUGGAUUCAAACACUGAUAACUGCCAUAAGUGUAGACUUCAGGAAACCCACUUUGUGAUGUUUUUGUUUUACAUGGGUAUGCAUGUCAACAUGCAGGGUCGUGGUUAAGACAAGUAUAGACGCUUAAUAUUUUUUUAUGGGUACCUGAAUUGUGCACUUUUCAAACUAGUCAAAAUAUUUUUCUGACUAAUUAUUUUGUACAAAUAAAAAUAGUCGAUACCAUAGCAAAUUGCAAACUUGUGAUGACAGUAAUGAAUUUUUAGUGUCUUAUGAAAUCAGAUUUUCUGUUUUUUCUAAGAUUUUAGUAUACCAACACUCAAGACUCAGUAAGAGGAUUCUCCCUGUGUAAUAUGAAUUUAUGAAGUUAAAUUUCCCCUGCUGUUAUUUUUAUAUAAAUGUACAUAGCUCCCUUUUGCAUGUUUUUUCUUGUUAAAAUGUCAAAUUCAUUAAAAAAAAAUAAAAAUAAAAAAACAUAAAAAAUGGAGCUCAAGGUCUUUUUAUGUACAUGAAAACUUUAAGUAAAUUUUAUUCGAAAUGUUUUGAUAAUGUAUUGGUAUGGUAGGCAAUUCACGCUGUGCCUUUGUCCACAUGCUUUUCCAAAACUUGUUUCUUUGAAAACUUUUUAAAAAAAUAAACGAAGUAAUAACAGUA
Frankliniella occidentalis (western flower thrips) is the source of this 2614-nucleotide messenger RNA. Its product is annotated as G1/S-specific cyclin-E1. Gene Ontology annotation, molecular function: cyclin-dependent protein serine/threonine kinase regulator activity. Gene Ontology annotation, biological process: G1/S transition of mitotic cell cycle; regulation of cyclin-dependent protein serine/threonine kinase activity. The coding region runs from base 292 to 1884 and encodes 530 amino acids. The record is from RefSeq and is a predicted model, not a curated record. Gene Ontology annotation, cellular component: nucleus; cytoplasm; centrosome. Lineage: Eukaryota; Metazoa; Arthropoda; Insecta; Thysanoptera; Thripidae. The transcript is spliced from 11 exons.